AGUAGCGCGGGAGGCAGCGAAGCUGAGCAAUAAGAGGGACCUCAAAUGAAAGAGGAGCGCACCUCGGACCGGCUCCUCUCCAGUUUUGCGCCGAGUCUGUCCGCCGAUCUACCGGACGGUGCGAUUCGAAGCCAUGGAAGAAAAGUCCAAUUCGUUCGCUGGCAGCAAGGACGAAAAAGCGGAUGGGAAUAAUGCGUUUCAGAGGCAGGACUCGAUGCAGAAGAAUAACAUGGGGAGCCAGAACAUGAAAGAUCACGCCAACUCCGUGGGUUUUAAGAUGGAUAGGGACGAAGCCAUGGUCGGUCUCGAUGAUAUGGAUGGGGGGUCCAGGCAGUACGGCUUCAUACAGCGGCAGUUCGGGGCGAUGAUGCAGCCGGGGGUCAAUAAGUUCUCCUUACGAAUGUUCGGCAGCCAGAAAGCUGUGGAAAAGGAGCAGGAGAGAGUGCAAUCGGCCGGAUACUGGAUCAUCCACCCAUACAGCGAUUUUAGGUUUUACUGGGACUUGAUCAUGCUUAUUAUGAUGAUGGGAAACCUGAUAAUUAUUCCUGUGGGAAUAACCUUCUUCACGGAGCAAACCUCCACGACCUGGAUGAUAUUCAACGUGGCCUCAGACACCAUCUUUUUGGUAGACCUAGUCAUGAACUUCAGAACGGGGAUCGUCAUCGAGGAGAGCUCAGAGAUCAUCCUCGACCCCAAGGUCAUCAAGAGGAACUACCUGAAAAGCUGGUUUGUGGUGGACUUCCUGUCCUCCAUACCCGUGGAUUACAUCUUCUUGAUUGUAGAGAAGGGCUUCGACUCGGAGGUCUACAAGACGGCGCGCGCCCUGCGCAUCGUCCGGUUCACAAAGAUCCUCAGUCUGCUCCGGCUGCUUCGGCUCUCCCGCCUCAUCAGGUACAUCCACCAAUGGGAGGAGAUCUUCCACAUGACCUAUGACCUGGCCAGCGCAGUGGUAAGAAUCUUUAAUCUGAUUGGUAUGAUGCUGCUGCUCUGCCACUGGGACGGCUGUCUGCAGUUCCUGGUGCCCCUUCUCCAGGACUUCCCGCCAGACUGCUGGGUGUCCCUAAAUGGUAUGGUUAACGACUCCUGGGGUAAGCAGUAUUCCUACGCUCUCUUCAAAGCCAUGAGCCACAUGCUGUGCAUCGGCUACGGCGCCCGCUCGCCUGUCAGCAUGUCGGACGUCUGGGUCACCAUGCUCAGCAUGAUUGUGGGCGCCACCUGCUACGCCAUGUUUGUGGGCCACGCCACCGCGCUCAUCCAGUCACUGGACUCCUCCCGCCGGCAGUACCAAGAGAAGUAUAAGCAAGUGGAGCAGUACAUGUCCUUCCACAAGCUGCCUGCCGACAUGCGGCAGAAGAUCCACGACUACUACGAGCACCGCUACCAGGGCAAGAUCUUCGAUGAGGACAGCAUUUUGAACGAGCUGAACGACCCACUGAAAGAGGAGAUCGUGAACUUUAACUGCCGCAAACUGGUGGCCACCAUGCCCCUGUUCGCAAACGCCGACCCCAACUUUGUGACGGGAAUGCUGAGCAAGCUGAAGUUCGAGGUCUUCCAGCCGAACGACUACAUCAUCCGUGAGGGAACGGUGGGAAAGAAGAUGUACUUCAUCCAGCACGGGGUGGCCAGCGUCAUCGCCAAGAUGAGCAAAGAGAUGAAACUCACCGAUGGCUCCUAUUUCGGAGAGAUCUGCCUGCUGACCAAGGGCAGGCGCACGGCCAGCGUCCGCGCCGACACCUACUGCCGCCUGUACUCGCUGUCUGUGGACCACUUCAACGAGGUGCUGGAGGAGUACCCCAUGAUGAGGCGAGCCUUCGAGACGGUGGCCAUCGACCGGCUCGAUCGCAUCGGUAAAAAGAACUCCUUACUGCUGCAGAAGUUCCAAAAGGACCUGAAUGCGGGGGUGUUCAACACGCAGGAGAAUGAGAUCCUGAAGCAGAUAAUCCGGCAGGACCGAGAGAUGGUGAUGAUGGUGGACCGCAAGUAUUCGGCCACAGGGGCCGCCUCCACGCCCCUCUCGGGCACCUCUGUGGCACACUCUCCGGCCCAGGCCCCGCUCUCAGUCGUGCUGGCCGGGGCUCAGCUGCAGCAGUGCGCACCUUCCCGGCUCUCGUCCUCAGCCCAGACCGGCUCGGCCUGCCCCUCGCCGGCACUGCAGAUGCCCCUUCCACAGGGAGCAGCCGCGUCCCCGUGUGCCUUCAUGCCGGGGGUGGGGGGCAGCCCGUCCGUGCCGAGCCCCUUGGCUGGCCGGACGUUCCAAUACGGCUCGCCCACGGCCUCCCAGAUCUCCCUGCUCCAGCAGCCGCAGCCUGGGCCGCCCAGUGGGGUCUCUCCUCACAGAAGUAUACAGGCACUGCCUCUGGCAUCCCUAGGAGCGGACGCCCGCCUGCUGUCCGCCUCCCAGCCCGCACUGCCCCACGAGGUCCUCACGGCCGGGAUCAGGCUGCCCAUCACCCCAGGGGAGCCUAUGGGGGUCCGUGCGGCCGUCCCCCAGCGGGUCAUGCGGCAAAUGUCAUCCGGAGCCCUGCCGCCCGUCCACAUACCCCCCGUGACCCCCACCCCCCUGCACAGGAGGGAGUCCACAGGCCCAGGUGCCAUGGAGACCGAGCAAGACAAGCUGCACUUCGCCUCCAACUUAUGA
This is a messenger RNA of Brienomyrus brachyistius, 2638 nucleotides long. RefSeq names its product potassium/sodium hyperpolarization-activated cyclic nucleotide-gated channel 1-like. NCBI's taxonomy places the organism in Eukaryota, Metazoa, Chordata, Actinopteri, Osteoglossiformes, Mormyridae. The coding region runs from base 134 to 2638 and encodes 834 amino acids. Gene Ontology annotation, cellular component: membrane. Gene Ontology annotation, biological process: potassium ion transport; transmembrane transport. The transcript is spliced from 8 exons. Gene Ontology annotation, molecular function: voltage-gated potassium channel activity. The record is from RefSeq and is a predicted model, not a curated record.